Messenger RNA from Leishmania mexicana MHOM/GT/2001/U1103, 3870 nucleotides. RefSeq lists its product as hypothetical. Gene Ontology annotation, biological process: spliceosomal tri-snRNP complex assembly; mRNA splicing, via spliceosome. Lineage: Eukaryota; Euglenozoa; Kinetoplastea; Trypanosomatida; Trypanosomatidae. Gene Ontology annotation, cellular component: U4/U6 x U5 tri-snRNP complex; catalytic step 2 spliceosome. The record is from RefSeq and is a predicted model, not a curated record. Gene Ontology annotation, molecular function: protein binding. The transcript has a single exon. The coding region runs from base 1 to 3870 and encodes 1289 amino acids.
AUGGAUGAGAAGAAGGACAAGUACGAGCAGCUGCUCGCCAAGGUGGAUUGGCACGCUCCACACCCGCCGAAGGGCUAUCAAUACGGUGUCGGUCGUGGUGCGAAGGGCUUUAUCACAACAGCCGAGCUCACCACCGGUGCUAACACAACGCCAAAGAUGACGCGAGACGAGAACGACUUCUUUGCCGCAAUGGAGCGACUGGAGGAACGCACACGGAGACCCAAGCGCGAGGACGACGGGGCAGCAGUGAAUCAGGCUGGUGAGCGCCACCCCAGUGGAGUGUCGAGCAGCAAUGCAGACCGCGGCGCUCCCGUGAAGGUGAAGCUCUCGCUGGAGGACCUUGCCACGCUGGAGACUGUGCCCUCGCCCACUGCGGGAAAGUCGAUCACCGCUGCCGACUCGCCGAGCGCCUGCGCAGCGCCUGCCCCCUCCGGGUCCUUGGCAACGCCGAACUCGUCACUGCCUGCGCCUGCCUCAGGCCUCUCAGCCCCGCUAGUGGUGCGCAGCGCUCGGACGGAGGAGGGCGAAGCUGCCGAGGAGCACGUCUUUGCUGAGGAGCGUGUUCUGACAGCCUACGACGUCCUGAAGGGCAAGGCAUCUGCUGUACAGACCGGCCUGCACAACGUGCUCGCGAUGGGGUCGGCCGAGGAGCAGACGACCUGGAUCACCCACGCGCGUGCCUACCGUGAGAUGGGAAUGACGCGUCGCGCGUAUCAAACGCUCGUGGAUGGGUGCGCUGUGACUGGCAGGAAGGGCAAGCGCAUCUGGGAGGAGCGGCUGCGCUACCUCGCCAAGGACAAUUACACCGGACGUCGUCGCCUGCUUGAGGAGGCCACGUCAGCGUGCCCGACGGAGGAAGAGCUCUGGACACAGCUGCUAGACUGCAUGCCACCGCUCGAGAGGGUGCCGUGCCUUCAGCGAGCUGUGCUGGCGUGUCCGUCGAGCGAGCACCUGUGGCUGCGCCUGGUCCAGUACGUGCCCUCCUCGCAGGACCAGCGCGCGUUGCUACAGAAGGCGCUGCAGUACACCCCUACGCUGCCGCUGCUGUGGGCACGCCUGGCGCGGCUGGAGACGUAUCAGACAGGCAAAGAAAUGUUCCAGGCGGCGGCGGCGCGUUAUCCCUCUCUGGCGCUCAUCAUUGAGGCCGCCAAGUACGUGGAGUGGCACGUGCUCGCACACUACUGGGCCUGUCGAUUUUUGCCCCCGAGCACGACCUCACAGCUCGCGGAGGAUCGUGGAAGUGAAGUAUCAGAAGCCGAGGAAGGCGAUGCGGGCAGAGCGGCGUCCAUGGGGGCGAUGUACGCCGCCGUGCAAAGGGCAGACACGGAGGUCCGUGACCUGGUGCGCACCGCCCAGCGUAACUACCUCGACCUGAGCGAGGCGGGGUCGCGACACGCCUGGCUCUCACUCGCGCUCUCACUGCUUCACAAAGACAGCGUGAAGGGCCACGGCGGGACUGAAGUGCCGAAUAGAAAUGGAGAAGCGGCGGAGACCUCUCGCGCGGCGACCGCAGCGCCAAGCGUGUACGUGUGCACGGCUGCGCACAUGUUUCUCUGCAUCGUGGAUCCUAAUGACAAGAAGGGUGCGGCGUAUACCAUUCCUGCCACGUGGCUCGAGGACCUUGUGGCGCUUCUCCCUGCCGACGCGGCGAGUCGACACAGUGUGCAGUGCGUGCUCUGGUACUCGUGGCUGCGGCUACAGCAGCAGCAGCUUGAGUCGAUGAACACCAGCAAUCAGCACUCGGAGACGUUGGCGGUCGUGGGCAGCAGCGCCACGGCGGCGGUCGCUAGAUCUACUGCUACCAUGUCGCCUCGCGACAUUCUGCCUGUGCUCGCAUCCGCAGUACUGUCGGCUUCGACCGCUGUUUUGCACGACGACCUACCGGCACUGUUGCGCUGCGGCAGGGCGGACUCAGCGAGAACGGAAGAGGGUGCUGCGGUGCCAUCAACAGCGCGUCAACCGGCAGUAGCACGUACAGCUCUCGAUGCCCGCAGCGCGGAGCAGAGGGUGGUGGAAGAGGAAGAGGAGGAGCUUGGGAAGCCGUCUGUGGCGCCAGCCGCCGCUUCGACGACGCCCGCGCCUGUGAAAGCGAAGGCCGCAGACGCCGAAUCUGAGCUUCCGCUUCCUCCUCCCUUGGUAGUAGCGCUGGCCUCUCUGCUUGGCAGCACCACGCAUGUCGCCGCCUCAGCGGCAGGCUUACUCGCUGGCGCUUCGCUCGGUCCCCAGGGGCCGAAAGCUGAGCUCAAUGCAGCAUCCAGCGUCCCCACCGACGCGCGGGCAAGGUCGCAGCUCAGCCUGGCAUUGGAGCUUCUUCUUGUGGAGGUGCCACUGGCUGUGUCCGACGCCCUGUACCGCCGCGGCUGCUUUGCGGCAGCCCUCUCUUUCAUUGAUUGGCUUUUGCACACCAUCAACUCUAGCACGACGGGGCAGGCCGCUGGCGCCCUGCGCCUGUACGUGGCACGCUCGAAAAUGCUGGCCGCCGUCGGCGACACAACGGCGGCGGAUGCCUGCUUGGCUAGCGCGAUUGAUGCAGCCAAGGGUGCCGCGGCAACCGUGCAGCAGCAGCAGCGUGAGGAAGAGGUGUGGGUGAAGCUUGCCGUGUUGCGCCGCAGUCAAGGACAGCCGAUUGAUGCGCUGCUGGUGGACGCGCUGCAACGAUUCCCGCGCUCGUCGCGGCUGUGGCUCAUGCGGCUCGAGGAGAAGCGGCGCGCAAUACAGCAGCGACAGGACGUGCUGGCGCCGACCUCGACUGGGGUGCCCGUGAUUGACCUGCUGCGGCAAGACGAGCCUCUUGCCAGUGACGUUCGGGAGCUUCGCGUGCUGUGCAAGAAGGCGCUCGCUCCCGAUCACUGCCGGGCUGUGGCGGCAGUGUGGGUCUUUGUGGCUGCCCGUGUGGAGGCGGAGCUGUUGCAGAACGUAGCGGCGGCGCGGGCGUUGCUGACUGAUGCGCUGGCGGCGUGUGCGGCGGAUCUGCAGAGUACGCGAUCGCACGUCUUGGCGCGGGGUGUGUCGGCUCAGGAACUCGAGAGACAGGCCAGCGCCGUUGCCCGCAUCGGGGUAACGCAGGUCAUGCUGGAUGCGCAGUACGGCACGCCAGGGCAGGCGCUGGAGAUGGUGCAGGAGGUGCUGCAGAAGCUGCCCAAGACGCGCGAGGGGACCUUUGCCAUGGCGCAGGAUGAUGCCGUUGGUGAGUUGCAGGGACUCUUUAUUUCACUGGAGCCGCCCGCGUCCCGUGGUCGAGCCGCCGCGCAGGUGAUGCGUCAGUGGAAGUCACGCGAGCCACUCGCCUUGUGCGCGGUGGCGCAACUGUACUACGCCGCCGGACAGUACGCUCGAGCACUGGACCAAGCGAAGAAGGCGGUGCAGCUGAGCAAGGGUCGCUGCGGCGAUGCGGUAGGACUGCUGUGGCGGAUGGCGGAGUCGCCGGCGAUGCAGCCCCUUGUGCGCGAGGCAAUGUCGGGAAAGACGGGAGAGGACUCGGACCGGAGCGGUGAGGGCGAAAAACGUGUCGAUACUCUUUCGGACGCCGCUUCUGUCGGUCAGAUCACUGCGGAGGCCAUUCAGCAGUGGGUGUUUUCCGUCAUGAUCUUCAGCGCCGACGCCAGUGUAGGCAGCGGCUCUAUCAGCGGUGCGAGCUGCGCGCUGGCAACCGAAGAUGACGCGCCGGCGGCGUCGACUGGUAGCCCGGCUACGCCCCUCAUCGUUGUUCCCAAUAGCGGUCCUCUCUGGAUCACGGUCGCCAAGGCAGAGGACCCUAGCAACGUGACGCUCCUCGGAUAUCGUCGGUCAGUGGCCGAGAUGCUUCGCGACGUUGCCAAUCGCAUCCUUCUCAAGGGCCCAGAGUCGGCGAGCGUCGCGACACGCACAUAG